CUUUCUUGGUUUAAUUCGGUUCAAUCUUAGUAAACCAUAAUAAUUUUUAAACUUUUCAAAUCAGUUUUAGCUGGUUUACUACUCUUUUCAACUCCUAAAACCCGAAACUCUUCUUCUUCUUUCUCACUUUGUCGAUUUUCAAUCUCCACCACCCUUAGAACACUAAAAACCUUGUAUCUCUCUCAUUACUCAAUCGUUUGUAAAGAUUUUUGGUGUGUUGGUUUCGCUUUUGAAAGCUCUUUCCAUUACUUAUAAUCUCAUCUGCUAGCUCUGCAUCAUUCCUCGUCGAAAACAAGUAUUUUUGAUAGGAACAAUGGGUAGAACCAACUUGAGACCUGGAGAAAAGAAAACAAAGGCAAAGGAGGUAGUGGAAAGAGAUGUUGACAAGAAGAAGAAGAAGGCAACUCAGUCUAAGUCUUCACUUGGUAAACAAAAAGCUACAACAAGGAAGAAGAAGAGUAAGGAGGUUGUGAUUGAGGAAUAUGGUUCAGAGGAAAGAGAUAUUAGUGAGAGUGAGCCUGAAUCUCCACCACCUCUAGCUGUCAAGGAAAAACAGCUUAAGCCAAGCAAGAAGAAGCCUACUUACUCCCAACUGCUGCAACGACUUAAGAAGAUCAAGUUUGCUCCAACUAGAUACCCAGAUCAUGAAUUUCUUCACAAUGCUGGACUCCUGGAAGAUAUGCAAACCAUCUUUACAACUUUGGGAUUAGGACAGUUCUUCAAUAUGGCUUUCCCCACAUAUGUUGAGCCAACUAGAGAGUUCCUUGCAUCCUUGUCAGUGACUUAUUAUGAAGAUGAGAUGGUGGAGGAGGCCAAUGAUCUUGGACAUUUUGAGUUUAAAGUUCAAGGGAAGCACUACAAGAUGACUUUUGGAGAGUUAUGAGCUAUUUAUGGUUUUCAACCAGGAACAAGGCUAUAAUACAGCAUUAACCCAAGGGAGUAUGAUUCUUUUGACAAUCUAUUGGUGUGGGCAAUUAUGCAGCUGGUCAAAUGAAGAACUCAAGCAUCCAUCAUCCAACAGUGAGAUAUGCUCACAAGGUCCUCUCUCACACUCUUUUUGCAAGAAGAGAAGCUGGAGGAUUUCAAGCCAAUGAACUUGGUUGUCUUUUAGUAGGGUUGCAACCUUUCAUAAGAACCUACCAGGAAAGGAAUCCUCCAUUGUUUAAUGCUGAAGAUACAUGUGUUGCUGCUGUCUUCAUUCGCCAAAUGCUUCACUACCAAGGUUGGGUUUGGACAACAACAGAUAAGACUCCUGUUCUAAGUAUGGGUGGACUUGUCACUCCCAUUUUACAAGCAAAAGGAAUUGAGCUUGGUGAGUUUGGCCAAACUGAGAAGGGUUUAUAUGCAUACUAUGGUUACAUUUUCAAUAGCAUGCAGAAGAAGAGGCUACUACUCUCUCAAAC
Camelina sativa (false flax) is the source of this 1403-nucleotide messenger RNA. Lineage: Eukaryota; Viridiplantae; Streptophyta; Magnoliopsida; Brassicales; Brassicaceae. The record is from RefSeq and is a predicted model, not a curated record.